AUACCUGAUGAUGUCGGUAUAUAAAGACCUCAGUUGUUUUAAAGAGAAUCAUUUCAUGUUUUACCUGCAAACUUAACUAAUUCAAUAACAAUGAUCUCGCACAAAAGUGAUAGGGCCGUAACAUGUACCAUAGUUGGAGAUGGAAUGGUUGGGAAAUCUCAGAUCUGUAAGACAUUUAUUGGAGACCUGACUAUAGAAGAUUAUGAAGCUACAGUAACUAAUGAGUAUUCCGUACAUACACAGUUUAUGGGGGACAAGUAUACUCUCAGGAUUAUAGACUCUUCUGGACAGCAUGAUUACAAAGAUAUAAGAACAGUAUCCUAUAAAGAAUCAGAAGUAUUUAUAUUAUGUUAUAAUCUAAGUGACAGAGACUCAUUUGAAAGUAUCGAGACAUUCUGGAUUCCAGAAAUAAGAAAACUUUGCAAAAAGACACCAGUUAUCUUAGUAGCUACUGGCAAAGACCUUCAUGAUUUUAAUGAGAAUAAUAUUGUGUCAAAGGAAGAACAUUUAAGUGUAAUGAAUAAAUAUGGAAUUGAUGCUUACGUUGAGUGUUCAUCUUUUAACAAGGACGAAGUAAAUGAAGUCUUUGAAGAUGUCUUGUUGUCUGUCAUCAAAUCCAAGAAAAAGAGGCUUCCAAAUAUUUUCCACCAUUUACUGGCUAGGUGAAGACGUUGAAACAUCACUUCGUGGUAAAUAAUACAAAUGGAUGCCUUCCAUCUAAUACAUAUCGAGGUACCGGAUUGUCUGAGAAAGAGGUCAUUCAUUCAGGUGUAAUGACAAUACGGAGCUUGAUUUGCUGAUCAUGACGAAUUUGAUCGACUUGUUCAGUAAGAAAUUAUGAACGCACACGGCAGUAUUGAUAACACAAGUUCUCAAGUCGAAGAAUAGCUCUGUCGUUCACAGUUUUUGUAGUGGUGUCAAAACUUUAAUCAACGAACUAAGGGUGAAAUAUUGAACUUCAAUGAUUAUUUCACAAACGUACGCCGUUCCGUCGGUAAAAUCACAUGAGACAGUUGUAAAAAUAAAUGCAAAAAAAAGUAUAUAUAUAUAAAACAUUUGUGUUUUAAUGAAUUUUUAUGAUAUGCGUUUUCAUUUCAAUCUGUUCAUCUAAUCACUAAAAUAGAUUAAAAAAUAGUAUGGUG
Mytilus californianus (California mussel) is the source of this 1142-nucleotide messenger RNA. RefSeq names its product cell division control protein 42 homolog. The record is from RefSeq and is a predicted model, not a curated record. The coding region runs from base 91 to 666 and encodes 191 amino acids. The transcript has 2 exons. Gene Ontology annotation, biological process: small GTPase-mediated signal transduction. Gene Ontology annotation, molecular function: GTP binding; GTPase activity. Lineage: Eukaryota; Metazoa; Mollusca; Bivalvia; Mytilida; Mytilidae.